Fusarium fujikuroi IMI 58289 is the source of this 1740-nucleotide messenger RNA. RefSeq names its product related to C6 transcription factor. The transcript is spliced from 3 exons. Gene Ontology annotation, molecular function: zinc ion binding; DNA-binding transcription factor activity, RNA polymerase II-specific; transcription cis-regulatory region binding. The coding region runs from base 1 to 1740 and encodes 579 amino acids. The record is from RefSeq and is a predicted model, not a curated record. Gene Ontology annotation, biological process: positive regulation of transcription by RNA polymerase II. Gene Ontology annotation, cellular component: nucleus. NCBI's taxonomy places the organism in Eukaryota, Fungi, Ascomycota, Sordariomycetes, Hypocreales, Nectriaceae.
AUGCGUCCCGUGCCUAUAAUCCGCAGUAGGACGGGCUGUUUUACCUGUAGGAAGCGCAAAAAGAAGUGCGACGAGAGUAAACCAAUCUGCAGCGGUUGCAAGCGCAAUAAGCUCGACUGUGUCUGGCCUGAACCACAGCCUGCCAAGGAGCCAUCGCGGUCCUCAUUUGGUGCUGCAUCUACAAGCUCACAGCAGAGCGUUGCUUCGCUGAGACAGGGCCACGAUGCGGACUCGGUGAAUGACCCGGUCAUACCGGACCCGGUGCCGGAGGAGGACCGAGCUGCUGAGAAUCCCGAUGUACCCCAGAAUGGCGACAGUUCUCCGGUGCAUGGGCAAGUGCAAGGGCAAGGGGACACCCACAUGGUCGAUGCUGAAGCUGAUGUGGAUAUCAUCACUUCCGUUGAUGAUGUUGAUCAGCCAUCUCCUUCACAGUCAUCCAACUCAUCAGACUCACCGACUGUUAUCACAACAUGGGAUGCAGAUACCGCCAACGCUCUCACUCUCACUCUGCCGCCGUCCCCAGACACAGGACUCUCAUUCAACGGAGCUAUUACUAUGCCAAUGUCGAUGCUACCUGAGCAGGGACAUCAGUCAUAUGAGCUCCUCAGUUACUACCUGUCACGAACGGCCAAUAGCAUGGGCAACGGUUCCACAGACGUGAAUCCCUUCAUCGCCAAGCUUAUACCAUUGGCCUUCUCAAAACCUCUUGUGUUACAACUUAUCCUCGCUCAGAGCGCUGCGCAUCGCCAGGCAUCAGCAGAGCGACAUCCAAGCGAUGAGAUUGCUCAGAGAUAUUACACCGACUCACUGCGGAUGUUUAGGAAUGUCGUCGAUGAGUAUGUAUCUGGAAACGCAGAGAACACCCUUGUCUUGACAGUCGGCAGUCUUAUUAUGUGUUUGACUGAGGUUGCCAAGGGAGACAUUCACGGCACAAUAUUUGACCAUCUAACAGCGUCCAAGUCAUUAGUGAGCACAUUACUCACAGGGACACAGAACAUGGUAUACGACGAUUUACCAGACUUUCUAAUCGAGUACUACAUGCAUAUCGCAGGCACCAGUAUGAUCUCGAUUGAUCCCCAGUAUAACUCACAGUCAUUGCUCAGCCCCGAUAUUGAAGUCCGGGCCAGAAACUUGGUCGCAAGGAAGUACGUCGGCCAACUAUGUGGCUGCUGGCUCGAAAUCCUCAUUCUUAUAUCCCAGAUCUUUCACCUAGGACAAGUAAUGUCUUCACCGACUGCCGAUGGAGAGAUCUCUCCAAACCCCGACAACAUUGUCAAUUUCGCUUUCCUUCAAUCUCAAGUAAUGGGCUUCUUCCCAGAUCCUUCCGUCACACCAUAUACACGUCUUGCGGGGCUGGUAUGGAAACAAGCUGCCCUCCUUUAUCUCUGGACAGUCCUCGGAAAACCUUAUCAGCAACCUGAAGGUAGCUUCCAACGAGCAUUAGUUGAAUCGGCCGUCGCUGAAGCAGUGGCAUUACUUGAUCAGUUCCCCGCUUCGGUCAGGAUAAAUACGAGUCUCUGCUGGCCACUCGCUGUCAUCGGGUGUAGCACUUCAGAUCCUACAGUCCAGCAGGUUUUGAGGACGCGGUUGCAGACUAUGUUGGACACAAUUGGUCUGGGGAAUAUGAGACAAACACUGGUGCUACUGGAGCAUAUUUGGGAGCAGCCGCCGGACCAAGUCAGUCCUUGGACGCUAUGUAGGGCGAUGCGUGAGCGUCAGAUCUGGAUAUCUUUUGCAUGA